AUGGAGAUUGUUCCUUUUAGCGACUACCGUCCUUCAAUGUCGAAGAACGUUUUGCUUGUGAACAAUCCAGUCGGAGGCCAUAGACCUUCAACUUACAACCUUCCAGAUGAAGAUUUUAGAUAUGGCAUCAGAACUAAGAAAGGAGAAUCAGUUGCUGCAUGCUUUGACUGGCCUGAUCCACCAGUUGAUCGUACAAGACGUGGAGCUACAUCUUCUGCUUCAUCGACCGUUAAAGAAAGAUCGUUAUCUCCCCCAAAGACUGCCAGACGCGAAUUAUCAUCGAUUUGUCCUCCAGACUAUGAUGAACCAAAAACUCCAAAGCAGGAGAGACCUAAAGCUGAAAUGAUGACACUCGUUGAGCGCACUUUAGGAGCCCCUGCAACUUCGAGACCAUUGAAUGUCAAAAGUAAUCGCGACUUUAUCUCAACAAACAAAGCAGCCUUGGAUGCUGGUUGCGUUACAGCUAGAGACUUCAGAGAAUUCAAGGAGGAAAAUUAUAUUGCCAAAAAACAAAAGACUAAAACAGGUCAAUUAGCUAAAGAAAAACAUGAAGCAAAGGUUAGAAACAUGGUCCACGGCGUAUCUACUCCUGUCGUUAGUGAAAUCAAAGAUUGCUUAACAUACAGAACCCUUAACGAAGCUCUUGACAGAGCUGUAAGGACAAGAGAGCUUCAAGUUGAAAAAGCUAAAGCCAAAUCAGCAAGAAGACCAACAUUCAAAAAGGCUGGAAGAUCUACACGUGCUUCUCGCGGACAUACUGUCAAACCAGCUCCUCCACCAAGUGAAGCUGAAACAUUCAAGAUGAAGAGAUUCAAGAACAUUGAUCACUACAAGAUUGUUGACUAUUGGUAA
Molecule: messenger RNA, 852 nt
Organism: Trichomonas vaginalis G3
Lineage: Eukaryota; Parabasalia; Trichomonadida; Trichomonadidae
Product: cilia- and flagella-associated protein 77 family
Exons: 1
Coding region: 1-852 (283 amino acids)
Source: RefSeq, a predicted model, not a curated record